Molecule: messenger RNA, 1089 nt
Organism: Necator americanus (New World hookworm)
Lineage: Eukaryota; Metazoa; Nematoda; Chromadorea; Rhabditida; Ancylostomatidae
Exons: 9
Coding region: 1-1089 (362 amino acids)
Biological process (GO): retrograde vesicle-mediated transport, Golgi to endoplasmic reticulum
Cellular component (GO): Golgi apparatus; membrane
Source: RefSeq, a predicted model, not a curated record
AUGAAAACAGUACUGGGUGAUCUGCAGAUCGUUGUGGAGCGGCAUUCGGAUGUUCUACGCAAUAACGCACUCCCAUUUCGUGUUCUUAUCAUAUUAAGAGUUUUCGGUUUUGCACUCUCUCUAGUCGCUGCUGCUUAUGGAUUUCUGUCUUUGUUGCCGUUUCAACUUCUUUCCAUAGAAGUGUGGCGUCUGUUAACUUGUAACUUUGUCGGACGUAACAUCCUAUUAUUUGCGUGGACAAUAUGGAGUUUGCACUUCGGAACGAAUCUUAUUCGUCAAAAUAACAGUAAUGAAAGUGUGCUUAAGAUUUAUGCAAUUACGCAGAUCUUUACGACACUGUUAGUUUGUGGUGCUGCCUACGGUGUGUAUGCGCUAACCUCGAAAACCACUCUUCUCUAUGAGGAUCAUAUCGUGGACAUGGUUCCGGUUAAUUGCGCUGUUCUGGUGCUCAUUAAACAGUUUCUCCCCGAUUCAAUUCUUCUCGAAACUCCGCUAGGUAGAAUCAAAUACACUCAUGUUCCAUUACUGGCUGUACUUUCCGUAUCCAUAUUCUCUAUAGCAGGAUUGAUGAAUCCGGUUGUUGUGCUACAAUGCGUCCUCGCAGUGCAAAUCUCAUGGACAUACUUACGUUUCUUUAAUCCGCACGAGGUGGACUCGUUUUAUGGCGACAGCAGUGAUCAUUUUGUUUGGGCCAGUUUGUUUCCGAGAUUUUUUCAACCUUUCUGCACUAUUCUUGGACGGAUUUGUUUCAGAAGUCUUGUGAAGCUCGGAGUUUGUAAGAGAUCGGUUCGCCAUGUUGAUCUCAAUUCCUUACAAAGUGUGGGAAUAAGUUUGCGUAGUCUGGAUAGUUCUGCACGAGAUGCGGAAAGGAGAAGGCAAAAAGCUCUCCGUGAUCUCAACGAACGCCUUCACAAGACGAAAAAGUUGGAGACGAUAGCAUGGGAUGAAGAUGCGGAGGAUGAAAAGGAUGCCGCUGUAGAAACCGAAAAGAAGCAAAUUGUUAAGCAGGCAAACAACGAGGAACACCCGGAAGAGCCAGUAACGAUGACCUCGACGCAGCCGAUCGAAAGUGUUGAAUCACACCCCUAG